Molecule: messenger RNA, 2626 nt
Organism: Sitophilus oryzae (rice weevil)
Lineage: Eukaryota; Metazoa; Arthropoda; Insecta; Coleoptera; Curculionidae
Product: ankyrin repeat and LEM domain-containing protein 1-like
Exons: 7
Coding region: 231-2390 (719 amino acids)
Molecular function (GO): protein binding; endonuclease activity
Source: RefSeq, a predicted model, not a curated record
UUUACAUUUUGUCGUGAUUUGUUGGGGAGAGCAAGUUUUUUUUCCUAGAUUUUGUUGGAGUUAUUUUUUCUACUAACGUGACUGAAACAAUACAGUUUAAAAAUACAGUUUUAUUUAGUUCGAAUUUCCUUUAGUUUUGUUGUGAAUUAAAUUUGUAGUUUGUGACUCGAAUAGACCGUUUUUUAAGUUUAGGAAAAUUGCUAAUUUUUAAAAAACUGUGAUAUGUGACAAUGCUAUAUCGUGGAAGAGACAAAAAAGAUUUUUAUUUGGCUUCACUGUUGUACGAUUCAAUAGAAUUCAGGCAUUUCGAGUCUGUCAAAUCUCUUUUGACAGAGAAAGGAGCGGAUCCUAACCUUGUUCUGUCGAAAAAGGGUAUCUCGCCAUUCCACUUGGUGAUAGGCUGCGAAUCCCACGAUUUCUCACUCAAAGUGACGUCACUGAUUUUACAAAAUGGCGGCAAUCCGAACGUGAGAUCAGACGAAGGACUUACUCCAGUCCACAUAGCAGCCGCUUGGGGCAAAGUCGACAUCCUCAAACUUCUGCUGCGCAAUGGAGGCGACCCCGAGGCGAAAGACCUCAAUCGGAAGACUCCGCUGCACUACGCGGCAUCGGAAAACUUUACGGAGUGUUUGGAGCUGCUCCGGGCUUACGUGCCGGAAACCGGAAGUCUCCUAGCGCAGAAUGACGCAUCGGACGUGAACUGUUUAGUAUUAGAUAAGAUCGUCGUCAACAACGGCCACGUUGUCGGCGAGUACGAACUCGAACCAGUAUCGACCCCGAUCAGUAUUAACCUAGACGAUAAAAACCUGCACACCCUACCCGAAACGGACGCCACUGAGUAUAUUCUCAAUUGGUUUGACCAGCAACAGAGCGUGACCAGCAGCACCCCCACCGAUAGCUUGGAGAGGCAUUUUGGCAGUGCCACAAGCCUGGACCAAUCGGACAACUCGGUUGCUGAAUCUGAAGGCGACAGGAGUAGCAAGCGAUACGAUCAGCAAUAUAUCACCUUCAGGAAGGUUUAUACAAAGACUCGUAAGAAGUCAUCACCCAACCAAAGUCCCCAGAAACCCAAAGACUGCGUACAUCUAGACACCACGAUCUCCAACGAAAGACCACCUAAUUCUUACGCCUUUCAAUACCCCAACUUCGAGCUAACCCAGAUGGAAGACUACUCGAAAGAGAGCGGAAUAAACACCCUCCCACCCACUUUCAGAGAUACCAGCGUCGACUCUUGGAACCAACAUUCCGAAGCCUCCAAGCAUUUCAACAUCUCAAACAACAAGAACGAAAGAAGUAGUGACUACCUCACCUGCUCUCAGUAUAGUAUCGAUGCUUUGGAAAAGAACAUUUUCGAAAUUACUGAGGAUUUGAGUAAUCUGCAAGUGGAUGCGGCGUUGCCGGUGGAGGAACGACCGAAUAGCACCAAUGGCAGCCAGGAAUUGAGCUUUGUCAGUGUAUCCGAGGUGUAUAAGUACAUCGAUCAAGGGGAAGGUGUGGUGUUGUAUGAAAAAAGACUCCUGAAAACACCAAGUGAAUAUGCCAAAAGCGUCAAGUCGUCCAACUUAUCCUCGCUGCAGUCCACGCUUCCAGAAGCAUUGGACUAUGACACAGACACUUUAAGAAGAGAAUUAACGCAGCUGGGGUACAGUGCUGGUCCAAUAACGCUUACCACUAAGAGGGUCUAUCUUAAGAAACUGUACCAGUUGAAAAAACACCCUCCACCUGCAACGAAAGAACUAACAAGUGCAGUAAAAAAGCGAGUUUACUCUUUGGAAUUGGAAAAGACAUUACGCAAUGCCGAGUGGCGCAUCAGCCUGGAAAGCUACAAAACUCUCGAAGCUCAACUCAGCGCACAAUUCAGCAAACCAGAUCCUUCCAGAAAAUGGCGAGAAGGAGUGAACAAAAGCUCGUUCACUUACCUUCUCCUGGAUCCCCGCGUCACAAGCAACCUUCCAUCCAGAGCUGAUAAUCUUCCACCUGAAAAAAUCUGGGAAACUUUUUUGUCGGCGAUUUUCUAUGUGGGUAAAGGGAAGAGAUCCAGACCUUACCAGCACCUUUAUGACGCCGUCCAACUCUGGAAAACUCAGGAGGCUCCUUCAAGUAAAAAACUGAAGAAAAUCGUAGAUGUUUGGAAUGAUGGAGGUGGUGUGAUAUGCUUACAUGUUUUUCUUAACAUCAUUCCAGUGGAAGCUUAUACUAGAGAAGCUGCCAUGAUUGGUGCUCUUGGUUUGGAGAACUUGACCAAUGCAAAAGGUGGAGAAUUUUACGGUGUUGCCGCUACCUGGAUGAGCAGACAGAAAAGAAUGCUAGGUGUCUAUUUAUUGUACAGAGCCAUGGGGAUUUUUCUAAACGAAGGUGAAAGACAACUAUAUCCAGAGGAUAUUAAUUAAAUUUUGUGUGACGUGAAGUAUAUAAAAAUAAUUUAAGAAUGUCUAUUUUAAUUUUACUCAUAUUGGGUACUGCAAGAAUAUACCUCUUAUAUAUUUACUUUAUAUAUUUUUAUAAUAUAUUAGACGUAUUUUUUGGAAAGAGAUUAAUAUGAUUUCUGAUGUCUUCUAUUUGGGGAGAUUAACUUUAUUUUGUAGCUGUGAAAAUGCAAUAUACAGAGAUAUAUGACUAAAGUAUU